Molecule: messenger RNA, 1596 nt
Organism: Cydia strobilella
Lineage: Eukaryota; Metazoa; Arthropoda; Insecta; Lepidoptera; Tortricidae
Product: calponin homology domain-containing protein DDB_G0272472-like
Exons: 13
Coding region: 1-1596 (531 amino acids)
Source: RefSeq, a predicted model, not a curated record
AUGAAGCUGUCUAUAGCUCUUUUGAGCGUGGUGGCUCUCGUAGCCGUCAGCGGCCUGCCAUCACACCAAAGACCAGUAUCCGGUUGCGGAGGAACCGAAGAGGUCUCCAGCUCUUUUAAGAAGUCGGCAGCUUCCGGCUCUUCCAGCAGCUUGCAUGAGAGUGGCUCCAGCUCUAUCACCAAGAGAGCCCAUGGAGAGACCCUCAUAAAGAAGGCGGAAAGCGAACGCGAGCAAGCACAAGCAGCCCACGCUAGCCGACAAGAAGAAGCUAAGCAAAGGAUUGUCAAACACGUUGGAGGAGGCGUCAUCGAACAUGAUUCAAGCAAGCAGGCCAGCUCUGCGCAGCAGCAGAAAAAGUCUUCUUCGGCUGCGAGGAAUGAGGAACUGAUUAUCAGCGGCCAUGGGUCAUUUAGCAAAAAUACGGAGAAAAGUGCUAAGCAAGACGCCUCCCAAAGCGCGUCUGCUGCAUCCAGCAGUUCCGCAAAGAGGAUUAGCCACUCCAGUGUCGAAGAAAGCGAGAAGCAGAGAUCUGCCCAAUCAGCCAAGAAGAGCAGCGCACAGCAAAAUGAGCGUGAGGAACUCCUCAUCCGAGGAGGCAGCCGUGUGGAGAACAGCUCCAAGAACUCCAAGCAGGCGCAGUCAGCUCAGCAAUCGGCUAGCCAACAGCAGAGCUCAUCGAGACAUUCUGGUUCUUCAUCACAAUCUGAAAGGUCAUCGAGACAUUCUGGUUCUUCAUCACAAUCUGAAAGCUCCAACUCCAAGAACUCCGCCAGCAAACAAGCCAGCGCAAGUGAGAGCAGCGAAGAGAGAGAGGAAAGGGAAAGGCGCGAGCGCACCGCCGUGGAAAUCGAGGAAGAGAGACGCAGGAAGGCAAGCAGCCAGGCAUCUAGCUCCAGCUCUGAGAGCGAAGAGGCCAGGCGUAAGAGAGUCUCUGGGUCUUCAAAGGAGACUGUGUCAUUUAGCAAAAAUACGGAGAAAAGUGCUAAGCAGGACGCCUCCCAAAGCGCGUCUGCUGCAUCCAGCAGUUCCGCAAAGAGGAUUAGCCACUCCAGUGAAAUCGAGAAACAGAAAUCUGCCCAAUCAGCCAAGAAGAGCAGCGCACAGCAAAAUGAGCGUGAGGAACUCCUCAUCCGAGGAGGCAGCCGUGUGGAGAACAGCUCCAAGAACUCCAAGCAGGCGCAGUCAGCUCAGCAAUCGGCUAGCCAACAGCAGAGCUCCAACUCCAAGAACUCCGCCAGCAAACAAGCCAGCGCAAGUGAGAGCAGCGAAGAGAGAGAGGAAAGGGAAAGGCGCGAGCGCACCGCCGUGGAAAUCGAGGAAGAGAGACGCAGGAAGGCAAGCAGCCAGGCAUCUAGCUCCAGCUCUGAGAGCGAAGAGGCCAGGCGUAAGAGAGUCUCUGGGUCUUCAAAGGAGACUGAGGAACAACGCAAGAGUAACACAAAGAGCUCUUCAACUUCUAAACAAAGCGAAGAAGAAUCAAAGCGAAGCAAAGAAAAAACUGUAAUACCAGCACAUGGAGGCACAACUGGCGUCCCAAGCAUUCCAGGAAGCCCAGGUCAUAAUCAUUUAUUCAAUCUUAACUGUUUGUAUUUGUAA